AUGGUUUUGUCACGGCCCCUACGAAACAACACUGAGAGGAAGCUGGACCACCGCCUUGGAGGGCAGUUGGGCCCGCUGAGCGCGGACCAGGACUCUGCGCGCCGCCCCCCGGGCACCAGCAGCGGCUCCGUGGCGGCGGCCACCCUCGUCCCCUUCUUCGCUCUGAUCCUGUCGGGUUCGCCUUCUACCUCUACAAACACAGAGCGAUUCCGCACGUCGAGUGGCCAAGGAAGAGCAGAGACGGAGUUGGACACCUGGCUCCUGAGAAGGGAGCGCGGACGCCCCCUAUUCCCUGCAGGGGGUCUGCAGAUUCCAGUGUUUCUGCACACACUCCAGGUGCCCGUGCAGCGCGGACGGUUUUCUCUUGAGAGGCCCCAGGCCUCCAACUGCUUCGCCGGAGACACCAGGUGCCGGGACUCUAGAAAAACGCCCAGACUGGCCCCAACUAACCCUGCGCAGCUUCAGGACCAGCUUCGGCGCAUCGAACGCACUCACCUUCCAGCUGGAGCUGUCUCUAAAGUCACCAGUGCCUGGGCGAGAGGCACUCGUCUGCUGCUCAUGGAAUGUGCUGCCUCCCACGCCGGUCGUGGAAGAGUGGAGAAGGAGUUCUCACCCUGCACAGAGGCAGCGAAGCAGCUGCAGGUGGUCUGCGGAGGCGCUGCCGUGACCGAUCCCGUGGAUGCCGCCAGCCUGCUCCCAGGCUGCCGAGGGCCAGGGCCUUCUCCACAUGCCCGAACUGGGCAGGCAGUCCCACUAGAGAUGCAGACACUCGGGCCCUCCCUACACCUACAGGGUCCGCCACAUGUGAACAAAACCUCCGACUCACUCGCCAGCCAAAUGCAGUUUGAGAAGCACAGACCUCGGGAGGUCAGGAAACAGAGCAACCCAGCCCCCGGUCAUCAAUGAACUGUUUUCCUCCAGACUCACCCAUUUCGACAGUUGACCGUUCCCUGGAUUGUCCAGUUGGUUCCACUAACAAAUUCACUUCUUCAAAUAUUAGUGCUGGAUCCCUACUUUUUUGUCUUGUGAAUCCAAGUGUCCUCAUUUAACCCUCACAACGAAACAAAGACAGACCUUAUACUCCCACUUCACACAGCAGCAAACCCAACAGCAGGAAGGUGACACCAUUCCCUGAGUCCCACCUCUGACAUGGGGCAAGGUGGAAAACAAAGCGAGGUGAGCUGACGUACCCGAGCCUUUCCCUGCGGAAUGCGUGAGGUUGCACCUUCCCACCAGGAAAGGAAGUCCUAGUUCCAGGAGGGGCCUCUGUCACCAUGGUAACAUGUGCCCAGCCUAGGGAUGGGGUCCCCAGAGUGGAGUUCCCACCCUGAAGUCCCUGCCCCCUGUAUGAGCUGCUGUGGCUCCUUGCAGGGUUUCCAUCUGGAGCUAGUAGAGGCAAUUGGUUUUUCUUAGAAGUACAUCUGCAAUCCCUUCAGGAUGUUGAAGUCUCUCGGGCAAAUUCUGAGGAAGGAGAAGGCGCAAAGAAGAGUCGAAUCGCUGAUCUAAUUUGCAGAUUAAAGUCCCUGACACUUCCUGGGUUUAACCUUUUAAGACCAUUUAUCUCAGAAACCACACUGCCCCUCCCCACAUCAAAAAUAAAGAACAACUUCAAACGUAAAACACCCAAGGACUUGCAUUGUUAUAAAUUCACUUUUCAAUGAGUGUUUCUAAAAGAUCCUAUCUACUUGAAGGUUCCCUGUCUUUCAAUAAAAAUGACUGAGGACUUCCGCCAAGAUGGAGGCAUAGGUGGAUGUGCCGUGCCUUCUCACACAACCAAGUUUAGAGACAACUAAAUAUUAGCAAUAGAAAACACAGCCAGAACACAGAAAAUUGAACUUUUCGGAAGUCCGUUAACAACAAAUUCUUCAGCCUGACCGGUAAGGGGCGAAACCAGUGGCUGGUGAAGCGAGGUUGCACAGGAAACCUUGGUCAGCCGGACUCAGGCGCGCCCGUGGAAUCCAGGCACAGGGUUGGACCUAGUGAGCGACCCAGCGAGUGACCAGGCGAGGGAGUGGGCGGUUGGACCGGGGCCUGGCGGGUCCCCGCGGUAAGCAGCAGUAGAGGGCGCUGUCAUUUCCCUGCUCUGACCCCACCUCCACGUACAGCGUCAUAACCCAGCGACUCUGAGUGGCCCGGCCCAGGUGAACCACCUAAGGCGCUACUCCUCACCCAGCUGUGCCAAACAGCAGAGGGGGUCGCCAUUUCCCCGCUCUGACCACGCCCCCACAUUACAGCGUCACAACCCAGCGGCCUGGGAGUCCAAGGUGCCGCUUCUCACACUUAAAGGGCGCGAACAGACCAAAAAUAGCUCAAGAAGAUCUCAAAGCCCCAGAGCCUAUAAAUUAAGCGAUGAAGAAAUAGCAGAACUCUCAGACACACAGUUUAAAACACUGGUGAUCAGGAUCCUCACAGAACUGGUUGAUUAUAGCCACAAAUUAGACAAAUAUAUGAAGGCGAAACUAAUUGAAAUGAAUGGAAUUGCACAGGAAACCAAUAGCGAUGAAAAGGAAACUGGGACUCAAAUCGAUGGAGUGGACCAGAAGAAAGCAAAUAAUGGCCAAACAGAAAAGAGUCAAGAAGCAAGAAUUCAAAGAAAUGAGGAGAGUCUUAGGAACCUCCAGGACAUCUUUAAACGCUCCAACAUCCAAAUUAUAGGGGUACCAGAAGGGGGAAAGGCACAGCCACCAGUGGAAAACUUAUUUGAACAAAUAAUAAGGGAGAAUUUCCCCAGUCUGGCAAAAGAAAUACACUUCCAGGAAAUCCAGGAAGCUCAGAGAGUCCCAAAGAAGUUGGACCCAAGAAGAAACACACCAAGGCACAUCAUAAUUACAUUAGCCAAGAUUAAAAUGAAGGAGAGAAUCCUAGAAGCAGCAAGAGCUAAGGGGACAGUCACCUACAAAGGACUCCCCAUCAGACUGUCAGCGGAUUUCUCAAAAGAGACCUUACAGGCAAGAAGGGGCUGGAAAGAGGUAUUCCAAGUCAUGAAAUCCAAAGACCUAUGUUGGGAACCUUACACCUGGCUUCUAGCUAAAAAGAUUGCAUUGAUUACAGGAACCUGUGCGCUCCACAAAGCCAAUCGGCUACAGGCACAUGAGGUGUCCACGAGUACCAGUUGCACCCAAGUAAUCAAUAAGCGGGCCCUUCUUUGUCUCAAGCUAGCCAAUAGCAAGCAACCUAAUCUCCUUCCUCUCCCUCCCCCCUAUAUAUAUACCCAGUUCGGAAAAAUAAAGUUUGCAGCUUGAUCAGAAUCUUUUGUCUUGCUGCCAUUCUUCGCGCCUCUUGUCCCCCCAACUCAUUUGUUCUAGGUAGGUGGUCGAGCCCCAGUUGAUUGCUCCGCGGGCCGGAGCAAGUGGCGCCCAACGUGGGGGCCCGAUAGCCGCCGGAACAAAGCGCCGUCCCCGCCAGUGACUUCCCCGCACAGAUUGGAUCGCCACGACUACUCGACUGCGAGACAGAUCCAGGAGCCCCUCCCCUCAACGGUGAACUCGGCCAGGUAAGGCCCCCAAUCAUGGGACAAGCAUGUUCACAGAAUGGUAUUUUUAUAAGUCAAUUAAAGCAAACACUCAAGGUGCGAGGAACUCGAGUUAAGAAAAAAGGAUUUAGUUUUAUUUUUUGACUUUAUAUUCAAAAUGUGCCCCUGGUUCCCCCAAAAGGGGA
Messenger RNA from Artibeus jamaicensis (Jamaican fruit-eating bat), 3657 nucleotides. RefSeq lists its product as uncharacterized. The coding region runs from base 1 to 906 and encodes 301 amino acids. NCBI's taxonomy places the organism in Eukaryota, Metazoa, Chordata, Mammalia, Chiroptera, Phyllostomidae. The transcript is spliced from 6 exons. The record is from RefSeq and is a predicted model, not a curated record.